UUCGACUGCUGUGGGUGGGUGACGAAACGACCAAUGCCUCCUUGUGCUUCAUCGAUCGGAGCAACUACUGGGUUGACUUGUAAAGUCGCAACAAAGCAUAUUGAGGGUGCGUCACUCCAAAACACAAUCAUCGGAUAUGCAUUUUUCGUCGCACUCAGUUUGGGUGUUGUGCUCAUUUACUUGGUCGGCGCAAACCUUAACAAGUCUGGAAAGGGAUAUGACAAGUUAUCACAGUAA
This is a messenger RNA of Entamoeba invadens IP1, 237 nucleotides long. RefSeq lists its product as hypothetical. The record is from RefSeq and is a predicted model, not a curated record. The annotation marks the transcript as partial. NCBI's taxonomy places the organism in Eukaryota, Evosea, Mastigamoebida, Endamoebidae. The transcript has a single exon.